GAUUUUAUUUCGCUAAGGACACUUAAUGUUAAUUAUUAUGGGGAACAUCAAAUUGACGUAUAGUGAUAAUUAGCUUUUCAGUUAUAUAAGUACAGAAACAAAUUCAAUUAGGUACACAUAUAGUCAGACAAGUUUAAGUACUCCUUUACAACAUGACGGCGAAAGUAGGAGAUAAUAAAUUAAGAAAACUUGCUGCCUGUGUUGGAAUCAUCCAAAGUGUGACAUGGAUCGUUAUGUCUAUGAUAUGUAUAAUAUUAUACUAUUCGCCCGUUAUAUCGAAUAAUUAUUCCAGUUACAUGGAGUUAAUACAACUUACAAUUUAUGGGUACUUCCUAUACACUAGUGAAGAAGUGUUUCCCAAUCAAACCUUCACCGGUACUGUUUUCAACGUCUUCAUGUGGUUUUAUGUACUUUUGGAUGUGCUUUGGUUAAUUGUAUCUAUUUACCUGUUGUUCAAGAAUACUCCAAGAGCGUUAAAAGCCUGGAGCCAUUGUACCUUACUGGUAUCUUUAUGGGACUUUAUAACUUUUGUUAUACUGGGUGCAGACUAUAACAAGUGCUUGGAUUAUGCUGAAACAACUUUUAAUCAAGUAGUAUUUCAAGAAGUGUGUGCGAAUGCUAUCUUACCAGUUUUCAUCAUAGCAGCGAAAGGAUUUACGUUGUGGAUAUUUAAUAUUGCACUAGGUGUUAUCCUGGAAAGAAAAAGUAGGCAACUAUCUCAAAAGUCAAAACCAGAAGAAAGCCAUGACCAACUGUCGCCUUCGCCCUACGCUGAUACCUACAAAAUGGACCAUUCAAAAAGAGGCAUCGCCGUUAUUUUCAACCACGUCGACUUUUCUCACCCCGAGUGUUCAAGAAGAGAAGGAUCCGACAAAGACAGAGACGACUUAGUAGAGAUGUUUCAUGAUUUGAACUUUAAUGUUUCGGUGCACAAUGACCUAACAGCUCAUGAUAUCGCCAGCGAACUGAUCAAAGUAUCUAGGAUGGACCACACUGAUUCCGAUUGCCUUGCUAUAGUAGUAAUGAGUCAUGGAAAUAAUGGCAAGCUUUAUGCAAGAGACCGGGAAUACCCCACUAGGACUAUUUGGGAAUAUUUUACUGCAAACAAUUGUCCCACGCUUGCAGGCAAACCUAAAUUAUUGUUUGUACAGGCCUGUAGAGGAAGUUGUCUACAUUCUGCUGCAACUCUUCACUACCAAACUGGUGGAGUAGAAGAAGACAGUUCUUCGGUUGACGCUUAUUAUUCCAUACCAGUAAUGGCUGACAUUCUGGUGAUGUAUUCAACUGUUGAAGGUUACUAUUCUUAUAGAGAUCCCGGCAAAGGAGCAUAUUUUAUUAAAUCUCUAGUGAAAGAGAUGAAACAAUACCACAAAACUAAAGAUCUGUUGACUAUUUUGACUUUUGUUAAUCGUGAAGUAGCUGUAGAUUUUACCUCAUAUGAACCAGGCUCGCCUGAACAGUGUGGGCAUAAACAAAUAUGUUCUAUUGUUAGUAUGUUGACCAGACUGGUGUAUUUUAAUAAAAGGAUUUGAAACUGUUA
This is a messenger RNA of Zophobas morio, 1540 nucleotides long. RefSeq names its product caspase-1-like. The record is from RefSeq and is a predicted model, not a curated record. Gene Ontology annotation, cellular component: cytoplasm. The coding region runs from base 153 to 1532 and encodes 459 amino acids. The transcript is spliced from 7 exons. Gene Ontology annotation, biological process: positive regulation of neuron apoptotic process; proteolysis; apoptotic process. Lineage: Eukaryota; Metazoa; Arthropoda; Insecta; Coleoptera; Tenebrionidae.